Molecule: messenger RNA, 2227 nt
Organism: Lepus europaeus (European hare)
Lineage: Eukaryota; Metazoa; Chordata; Mammalia; Lagomorpha; Leporidae
Gene: UAP1
Product: UDP-N-acetylglucosamine pyrophosphorylase 1
Exons: 11
Coding region: 189-1757 (522 amino acids)
Biological process (GO): UDP-N-acetylglucosamine biosynthetic process
Molecular function (GO): UDP-N-acetylglucosamine diphosphorylase activity
Source: RefSeq, a predicted model, not a curated record
GCCCUCCCCUCGGUCCCAGCUCGCGGCCCGCCCCGGCCCCGCGGAUGAGUGUAUAUAUUCCGAGCAGGCGCGGGACGCCGAUGUGUGGCAGCGCCGAAGGAGCUGGGUGGAGUGUGGCCUUGCGGAGAGAGGUUUACAAGUGCAGAAAUUACAUUACUGUUUUCACAGAGCUUGGCCAUUAGAGCAUUAUGAAUGUUAACGACCUCAGACUCAGGUUGUCCAAAGCUGGGCAAGAACAGCUGCUACAGUUCUGGGAUGAGCUGGAAGAAGCCCAGCAGGUAGAACUUUAUGCAGAGCUCCAGGCCAUGAACUUUGAGGAACUGAACUUCUUUUUCCAAAAGGCCAUUGAAGGAUUUACCCAGUCCUCUCACCAAAAGAAAGUGGAUGCACGCAUGGAACCUGUCCCUCGAGAGGUGUUGGGCAGUGCUACGAGGGAUCAAGAUCAGCUGCAGGUCUGGGAAAGUGAAGGACUUUCCCAGAUCUCUCAGAACAAAGUGGCAGUCCUUCUUCUAGCUGGUGGGCAGGGGACAAGACUUGGAGUUGCAUAUCCCAAGGGCAUGUAUGAUGUUGGUUUGCCAUCCCACAAGACACUUUUUCAGAUUCAAGCAGAGCGUAUUCUGAAGCUCCAACAGUUAGCUGAAAAACGUUAUGGCAACAAAUGCAUCAUUCCAUGGUAUAUAAUGACCAGUGGCAGAACAAUGGAAUCUACAAAAGAAUUCUUCACAAAACAUAAGUACUUUGGUUUAAAAAAAGAGAAUGUAAUCUUUUUCCAGCAGGGAAUGCUGCCUGCUAUGAGUUUUGAUGGGAAAGUUAUUUUAGAAGAGAAGAAUAAAGUUUCUAUGGCUCCAGAUGGGAAUGGUGGUCUUUAUCGGGCUCUUGCAGCCCAGAAUAUUGUAGAAGACAUGGAGCAAAGAGGCAUUUGGAGCAUCCAUGUCUAUUGUGUUGACAACAUACUAGUAAAAGUGGCUGACCCACGGUUCAUUGGGUUUUGCAUUCAGAAAGGAGCAGACUGUGGAGCAAAGGUUGUAGAGAAAACGAACCCUACAGAACCUGUUGGAGUGGUUUGCCGAGUGGAUGGAGUAUACCAGGUCGUGGAAUAUAGUGAGAUCUCCCUAGCAACAGCUCAGAAACGAAGCUCCGAUGGACGACUGCUCUUCAAUGCGGGGAACAUUGCCAACCAUUUCUUCACUGUACCGUUUCUGAAAGAUGUUGUCAAUGUUUAUGAACCUCAGUUGCAGCAUCAUGUGGCUCAAAAGAAGAUUCCAUAUGUGGAUUCCCAAGGGCAAUUAAUUAAGCCAGACAAACCAAAUGGAAUAAAGAUGGAAAAAUUUGUCUUUGACAUCUUCCAGUUUGCAAAGAAGUUUGUUGUGUAUGAAGUUGUACGGGAAGACGAGUUUUCCCCGCUAAAGAAUGCGGACAGUCAGAACGGGAAGGACAACCCUACCACUGCAAGGCACGCCUUGAUGUCCCUUCAUCACUGCUGGGUCCUCAACGCAGGGGGCCACUUCAUAGACGAAAACGGCUCCCGCCUGCCCGCGAUUCCCCGCAGUGCUACAAAUGGAAGGUCAGAGACCAUCACAGCUGAUGUCCAUCACAAGUUGAAGGAUGCCAAUGAUGUACCAAUCCAGUGUGAAAUCUCUCCUCUCAUCUCCUAUGCUGGAGAAGGACUAGAAAGUUAUGUGGCAGAUAAAGAAUUCCAUGCACCUUUAAUCAUCGAUGAGAAUGGAGUCCAUGAGCUGGUGAAAAAUGGUAUAUGAACCAGACACCAAGUGCCAUCACAAGAGGAAAACCUUUUAUUUUUGAUAGACCAACUGUGAACCUACAGGACGUCUGUUGGAAGUCUGAAUUUGCAAUAUACACAGUUUCAUUUUUCUUGUUGAAAUCUUACAACACAAACAUCCCAAGCUUUCCAUGACUGGACUUCAGAUAGCAUUUUUAUGAUUCUCAGCUCACUGAAAGUCUUAUUUAUAUUUUCAGCUGUAUAAUUUUUUUCCAAGCCAAGGAAACCAUUGGUCACCCAGGAAAUUUCCUACACCACAACUAUAGUCAGGAUGUCCAGCAUCACUUUACUUGGAGCUGGAAGCAUUUAUUUUUGAAGUUGUAUAUAGUAAUGUUAUGUUGUACAUGCUACAGGGUUUCUAUGGUACUAAAAGUUUGUUUUAUUUUAUCAAACAUUGAACUUUUAUAAGAAAAUAAUUGGACAGUAAAAUAAAAUUAUCUUCUUGUC